UGGCUCUCUCUGAGUUUCAGCCUCACGGAAGAAGAGAUCGCAUAAGCACUCAAAGUUCAUUUCAUAUAUCUCAAGCUUAAUUCUUUAUGUCAGUGUAAAGUGGAUUACACGUGUGCCACACGACGUUAGGACGAUAACCAAAUUCUGAUUCAGCAGAUAAGCUGCACAAGGAUACAAGGAUAUAAAGAUAAUUAUUGACCAACUACAAAUCUAAUCAUGUUACAAAACAUAAAUAAAGAACUAGCGCCUAUAAAAUCACAUUAUUUUCUUUACAAUGCUGCGACGGGACCAAUGGUACAAUUUUUGCCAACGAUUGGAAAACAACUGGGCUUUUCCAGGACGGUAGUUGGUACAAUAUAUACAAUAUUACCAAUUUCUGGUCUAAUUGCGAAGCCAUUAUUUGGCAGUUUGGCUGAUAAGUUCAAAUUGCACAAAACCUUCUUCUUGAUAUUUGAAGCUGUGUUGGCAAUAGCAUUUUUCUCUAUUUAUUUCAUUCCUGGAAUAGACAGAAGUGCGAAAGUCACCCUUCUCUGUGAUAAUGACUUGUCAUACUUAGAGAUUUGUCCACAGACAGAAUUCUCAGAGGAAGCAUUAAGUGCAGUGAUAUUAGAAAAUAUCCAUAUUACUACAGUCUGUCAGUUGUCUUGCAAAAGAACAUCUCAUGGCUUCCUAGAACUGUCUGGCAGAAAUGUUUCUGCAAAUGGCACGUUCGAUUUUGAUGCAAAAUUUGACAUGUAUCAAGAUUUACCUACGAAAAAUUGUGUGGCCGUGAAACUGCGCACAUUUUUCGAUGGUACUACACACGCCCCGGUAUGCGGGGGUCAAUUGAGAACUUCGUGCAUGGCCACUUGCCAUAAUAACAGUGCGUUCAAUCAUCUUCUACAAGAAGCAACGGACUCGAAUAGUGAUACGAGACAUUCCUCAUACCAAUUCUAUAUGUUUCUAUGGGCAGCUAUCAUUAGUUGGAUCGGAAUGGCUGUUGUAGUUAGCAUAGCUGAUGCUAUCUGCUUUGAUCUUCUUGGUCACGAAAGAAGGAAUGAUUAUGGGAAACAAAAGAUGUGGGGCAGCAUUGGUUUUGGUAUUUUUGGUAUAAGCUCAGGCUAUCUGAUAGACCUUGCUAGCAAAGGACAAUACGAAAAAGAUUACACUUGUAUAUUUUAUAUUAUGUUAGUAGCCAUGAUUGCUGACAUUAUAGUGUCCGCAACAUUGAAAAAGAAAAAUCCGGAAUGUUCCACGGAUGAGCCAUCACUAUCGCGGGAACUAUUAAACAUAAUCAAAGAAGGAAGAGUAUUGGUGUUUGCCUGGUGGUGCAUAGGUGCCGGGAUGUGUACAGGAGUCAUUUGGAACUUUCUGUUCUGGUAUAGCGAGGACCUAGCGAAGAGCUCUCACUUCAAGUGGAUUAAGACCUUGCAAGGUUUGAUGACCGGAGUUCAGUGUUUUCUAGGGGAAUUACCCUUCAACUUUGUGUCAGGCACCGUGUUGAAAAAACUUGGUCAUGUUAACGUUAUGAGUCUCGUAUUGCUCAUCUAUGCAAUUAGAUUCAUGGCAUACAGUAUUAUAUCGAAUGUCUGGUUGUUCUUAAUUCUCGAAUUACUCCAUGGACCUUCGUUGUUAUGCUGGCCGACAAUGGUGUCUUAUGGAGAUAAAGUGACACCGUCCGGUCAAAAAGCCACUAUGCAAGGAUUUAUUGGUGCUGUUUUCGAAGGAAUUGGAGUGGCAGGAAGUAGUUUUAUAUGUGGCAGAUUAAUGGACUCUUAUGGAGGAGUUACAGCAUUAAGAACAUUUUCAGUAGGUGCACUUUUAUGGCUAGCCAUAUUUUGGUUGCUGGAACUCUUGUUGAGGAGAUUAAAAGCUUACCCACUAUACCGAGGCCAUAAUCAUCUAGCAAAUUACGCCAAUCCAGACGAUGCUAUACUUAUGACAAUAAGUCAAGAAUUACAAACUUAUUAGCAAAAUUAUUUUAUAAUGAUUAAUUUAUCAAUGCAAACGGGAUGACAGUCUUAUUGCACGAUUGAAAUCGAACAUUUUGAUUUUUCAUUGCAUUUGUACAGCUAAAAA
Messenger RNA from Pogonomyrmex barbatus (red harvester ant), 2058 nucleotides. It is a transcript of the gene Sugb, whose product is annotated as Sugar baby transporter. The record is from RefSeq and is a predicted model, not a curated record. Gene Ontology annotation, cellular component: membrane. Lineage: Eukaryota; Metazoa; Arthropoda; Insecta; Hymenoptera; Formicidae.